AUGCCAACCAAUCUUGAACGACCCAACGACAAUGUUGCCAUUGCCAACAAUGCAUUGUCCCUGAUCGACUUUUUAGAAACCCCUCUCGUCUUUGAACAAGGGAACGUGGUAGUGGAUUAUUAUGCGUGUCAAGAUAUGCCUGAACAUCUCAAGCAGUGGGCAUUUGAUCUCGUCAAGGACAACAUGUAUGACAUGUAUGCUCGAUCCAAAGAUGGGUGGGAUGAUGAACACAAAAAGAGCGAGAUGUUUGCCCCUGAAGCCCGGUAUCUUGUCGCACGAUCAGCCAAAGAACCCAUGGAUCUGAAAGGAUUCCUUCUCUUUCGAAUGCUUCAUGAAGAAACGAUGGAUGACGAUGUGAUGGCACAGGCAGCUUACUGCUUUGAGCUACAGCUCAUUCCAGAUGCGCGUGGCCUUGGUAUAGGCGAAUACCUGAUGAACUUACUGGAGCGGAUUGGUAAACAUUGGAGGAUGGAUAAGAUGAUGCUUACGGUGUUCAAAGCAAACAAAGGGGCAUUUCGAUUUUAUACCGAAAAGAUGGGAUUCGAGCUGGAUGAGAUCUCACCAAGCGCCUGUCUCUCGCAUUUACAAGCACGCAAGUUUGAUUAUGAAAUCUUGAGCAAAGCUUUAUUAUGA
This is a messenger RNA of Lichtheimia ornata, 633 nucleotides long. RefSeq lists its product as uncharacterized. Bases 1 to 633 code for a protein of 210 amino acids. Gene Ontology annotation, molecular function: protein N-terminal-serine acetyltransferase activity; histone H4 acetyltransferase activity; histone H2A acetyltransferase activity. Lineage: Eukaryota; Fungi; Mucoromycota; Mucoromycetes; Mucorales; Lichtheimiaceae. The record is from RefSeq and is a predicted model, not a curated record. The transcript is spliced from 8 exons. Gene Ontology annotation, cellular component: nucleus.